GUGGGCGUGUCUGUGUGACAGGUUCAGUUUCCUCUUCACCGCUUUUAGAUUUCUCAGCCUUGUCUGUUCUGCUGAAGUAUCAUUUUCUCUCUAAAUCUCACACAAAAGCCGCAAUGAGUGUCUGCAGCUCCACACUUAGUGGCCCAGAGGACAUGGACGAGUUGGAGUCGGUUAGUUGGUACCAUUAUGAUUUGUCUCGACAUGCAGCUGAGGCUCUACUCUUGUCAAAUGGGGUUGAUGGGAGCUUUCUGCUCAGAAAUAGCAACAAGGGACAUGAAUGCUUUGCCCUCUCUGUCAGGGCAAAGGACUCUGUGAAGCACUUCCACGUGCAGCGGCAGUCUGGGAGAUAUUCUUUUGGAUUUAAUGAGUUUCCAUCCCUUCAAGACUUCACCAGUCACCUGGCCAAUCAGCCACUGCUGGGCAGUGAGUCAGGGAACCUGAUUGUGCUGCGGUUCCCGUACCCCCGCCAGGUGGAGGAGCCAUCCAUUUACGAGUCUGUGUGUGUGCACACAGCUAUACAGUCAGGACGCAGUGAAAGAGACUUGGUCCCCAGUGCUCCAUCACUUGGCACAAAAGAGGGCUAUCUGGUGAAACAAGGAGGCAUCGUAAAGAACUGGAAACAAAGAUGGUUCACACUGAACAGAAAUGAGCUAAAGUACUUCAAAGACAAAAUGUUUCCAGAACCUAUUAGGACCUUGGACCUGAAAGCAUGCUCUGCCGUUCAGUUCGAUUACAGCCAGGACAGGGUUAACUGCUUCUGUCUAGUGUUCCCUGAGAGGACGUUUUAUUUGUGUGCAAAAUCAGGUGUGGAGGCUGAUGAAUGGAUAAAGAUAUUACGAUGGAAAUUGUCACAGAUAAGGAAAGGAAGAUGAUGUCCAGAAUGUGGAAAAGAAGAAAAGGAACUACUGGGAUUGUGAGCUAUGAGGGCAGUUAGGAAUGAUCUAAUAGGAGGAACUUUGGUCUUUGCUUACUGCUAUAGGUUUCUAUUUGCUCCUGUGGCUAAUGUAACCUUUAGUCAGGGCAUCACUGAGCAAUGUGAAGACUGUGUCUAUCUCAGAUGUGACUCUGGAAGAAAGACCGGACGUUCUGUUACACACACCGUAUAUGGAGAUGGUGCAUUCCAGUGAUUGGGUGAAGGAAGACAUUUGGGCCCAAUGGCAUUUACAAACUGAAGUCAUUAAUGGUGUUACUAAGUAAGCUUGUAGUCCACAGCCGCAUCAGUGCAAUGCAUUGCAAGGUGUUGAUACAAUACUAAAACCCUGAAUGGAAACAGGAAUUUAACUUUUACUAAGUAAGAAAUAUAAAGGUGCCUACAUUGUUUGCUUCUACCUCAUUAAAUGGUUUUAUUUUCAGUCCGCUCCGAAAGUAUUGGAAUGACCAGGCUAAUUCUUCUUUCGUAACUAAAUUUGUUAAUCAUGGAAUCUUGUCACACAUGGAACCUUUUGUUUGAACCCACCCAUUUUUUUUUUUAAAUGAUCAAUCAAUCAAUAUGACAGGUCUUUCUUGUUGCCCAGCUGUUAGAUUCAGUUUUUAAACAAUUAAUAGCUCUGAAUGUCUGGUCUUGGUUGAUGGGUUCUGGGUUCUGCCUGUGAGUACCGCAUUUGUUGUUAAAUAGGAUAAAUCAGCAUGAAGACCAGGGAGCUGUCUUUGGAAGAGCAAGCAAUGCAAUCAUUGUGAGAGCUGAGAAGAAAAAACCCCACAACAGUCCAAAGUAAUGGAAAGGUCAAUGUCCAAAACAACUACUUCUUCAGGUGGGAAAAGUGAACGGUUUUAGACAGGGCCGUAUCAGACACCAGGGCUUAACCCAAUUGAGCAGCAUUUCAUGUCCUGAAGCGUGAGACCCCCCAAAACAAUCAACUGGAAGGAGCUGACAUAUACAGUAAGCCUGGAAAAGCUUCACAAAAGGAGAAUUCCUCGGUUUGGUCAUGUCAGUGGGUCUUUGGCUUGAUGCAGUUAUUUCAAGUCAAAUAUAUACAACCAAAUGUUGUUUUAGUUACUUUACGUCUAUUGGUCCUUAUACCUUUGUUCACCUAGUAAUAGAGUGGACUAACACUAAAGAUGCCAUGUUCAGAGUAGAUGUAAAUAUCAGGAAAUAAAAGUUGAAAUCUCAAACCCAAAUGUCUUCAGUGUUGCAAAAACAAAAGAACUGGCCUUUAUACUGUAUUGGUAAACACAGAACAUGAGGAAUGGACAGAUUUUAAACACCAUCAAACUACAACUGGAAUUUUAGACAACAGUGACUUUCAACUUUUAUAUUUUUGUUACAUUAGAAGAAUCCCAGAAGAUAUAUUUAACCCAUAAUAUCUGCUAAAAUGUCCAACACGUGGAUCUAUAAUGAUAUGAACAAUCAUAAGUCCCAAUAUGAGUCAUUAGUUAAGUUAUAAUCGCUUUUAUGUAGGAACAUGGGGCUAUUUUACCGGAUCAGAUGCACCAAACAGUGCUGUUCCUUAUAGCUGUUGCUAAAUUCAAUAGUUGCUUUAACACGAGGAAGUCAAACGCUUUACAUGAUCUCUUUACAGAAUAUUCUAGAGAACAGUGUGUGAAGUAGAUUAAUAUCCCCUUUAUUCAUGAGACAAUGGUUAAUAUUUGAAUUAUGCAAUAAGUUUGGGCUGAACUUUUUUGUUCAACAUAUCAGCCUGCAACCUUUACAGCAUUUUAUUAGACAUCCUUAUCCAGAAUGAUAAUUAUUUAUCUUAUUUAUACAAAACGAGUUGUGUUAUCCACCAACAUUUGUGUUGCGCAUGUCAGGUGGCAUGACCUGUAUUCAUUUGGCUUCCUCAGAAAACUCUAAAAAUAAACAAAUAAUUGGGUUUUGUACACCAAAGUCAUAAACAAAUUUAUUAAUUAGAAGAAAAAUCUAAAAUACAACCAGACAGUGUUACAUUCAAAAGAGAAACAUACAGCAUCAUGAGCAAUUGACAUGAAAUCCAGGUUCACAGCCAACAUCAAUGUCCAAGGUGCAUGUGUGUGUCUUGAUCCGAUCCAGGUAGUUAUAUAGUUAUGCGGUAGUUAUAUAACUGUCUGCCUUCUAGGCAACCUCAACCACCUGUCUUAGUUCCUCAAUCAGUGGAACAAGCUCCUUCUCCAAACUGAUGAUCAAACCUAAAAAUAACAUGAAAAAACUGAAUCACCAAAUGAUGCAAAUAUCAGUGUGCAUUAAAAAUGGACUGUAUUUUAGAGGUCUGCGAGUUAAAAGCAAUCUCUCUAUUAAUACCAUGUAUUUUCCAGGCAGUUUGUAAGCUGAAGUUGUAAAGUGUUCACAAAUAAAAUAUGUAUCUGCCUCA
Molecule: messenger RNA, 3284 nt
Organism: Tachysurus fulvidraco (yellow catfish)
Lineage: Eukaryota; Metazoa; Chordata; Actinopteri; Siluriformes; Bagridae
Gene: dapp1
Product: dual adaptor of phosphotyrosine and 3-phosphoinositides
Exons: 9
Coding region: 114-872 (252 amino acids)
Source: RefSeq, a predicted model, not a curated record